CCCGGGGUCCCGACGCCCGCCUCGCGCUCCCCACUCCGGUAGCUCUCCCCACCUCGUGCAUCUCCUUCAGCGAGCCAGCAGGCAGUGUGCAGCCACCAUGUUCAGCUGGCUGAAGCGGGGAGGGGCUCGGGGCCAGCAGCCCGAGGCCAUCCGCACGGUGACCUCGGCACUCAAGGAGCUGUACCGCACCAAGCUGCUGCCUUUAGAGGAGCACUACCGCUUCGGGGCCUUCCAUUCACCAGCCCUGGAGGAUGCCGACUUUGACGGCAAACCCAUGGUGCUGGUGGCUGGCCAGUACAGCACGGGCAAGACCAGCUUCAUCCAGUACCUCCUGGAGCAGGAGGUGCCCGGCUCCCGCGUGGGACCCGAGCCCACCACCGACUGCUUCGUGGCCGUCAUGCAUGGUGACACCGAGGGCACGGUGCCUGGCAACGCUCUCGUCGUUGACCCGGACAAGCCCUUCCGCAAACUCAACCCCUUCGGGAACACCUUCCUCAACAGGUUCAUGUGCGCCCACCUCCCCAAUCAGGUCCUGGAGAGCAUUAGUAUCAUCGACACCCCAGGCAUCCUGUCGGGUGCCAAACAGAGAGUGAGCCGCGGCUAUGACUUCCCAGCCGUGCUGCGCUGGUUCGCUGAGCGGGUGGACCUCAUCAUCCUGCUCUUUGAUGCUCACAAGCUGGAGAUCUCCGACGAGUUCUCGGAGGCCAUCAACGCCCUGAGAGGCCACGAGGACAAGAUCCGCGUGGUGCUCAACAAGGCCGACAUGGUGGAGACGCAGCAGCUAAUGCGCGUCUACGGGGCGCUCAUGUGGGCGCUGGGCAAGGUGGUGGGCACGCCCGAGGUGCUGCGUGUCUACAUCGGCUCCUUCUGGUCCCAGCCCCUCCUGGUGCCCGACAACCGGCGGCUCUUCGAGCUGGAGGAGCAAGACCUCUUCCGCGACAUCCAGGGCCUGCCACGCCAUGCCGCCUUGCGCAAGCUCAAUGACCUGGUGAAGAGGGCCCGGCUGGUGCGGGUUCACACAUACAUCAUCAGCUACCUGAAGAAGGAGAUGCCGUCCGUGUUUGGGAAGGAGAACAAGAAGAAGCAGCUGAUCCUCAAGCUGCCCGUCAUCUUUGCUAAGAUUCAGCUGGAGCAUCACAUAUCUCCCGGCGACUUUCCUGACUGCCAGAAGAUGCAGGAGCUGCUGAUGGCUCAUGACUUCACCAAGUUCCACUCACUGAAGCCGAAGCUGCUGGAGGCGCUGGAUGAGAUGCUGACCCACGACAUCGCCAAGCUCAUGCCCCUGCUCCGGCAGGAGGAGCUGGAGAGCACGGAGGUGGGCGUGCAGGGGGGCGCUUUCGAGGGCACCCACAUGGGCCCGUUUGUGGAGCGGGGGCCUGACGAGGCCCUGGAGGACGGUGAGGAGGGCUCGGACGACGAGGCAGAGUGGGUGGUGACCAAGGACAAGUCCAAGUACGACGAGAUCUUCUACAACUUGGCGCCAGCCGACGGGAAGCUGAGUGGCACCAAGGCCAAGACCUGGAUGGUGGGUACCAAGCUCCCCAACUCUGUGCUGGGGCGCAUCUGGAAGCUGAGCGACGUCGACCGAGAUGGCAUGCUGGAUGACGAGGAGUUCGCCCUGGCCAGCCACCUUAUUGAGGCCAAGCUCGAGGGCCACGGGCUGCCCACCAACCUGCCCCGCCGCCUAGUGCCACCCUCUAAGCGGCGCCACAAGGGCUCGGCCGAGUGAGCCAGCCGCUGCCUGCCGGCCCUCCCUCCCACUUGCCCUGCUGUGGCUCCCCAGCUCUGGACAGCUGCACGCACCCCCCCCCCACCCCUGUCCACACACGUCCUGCCUGCCCACUCCCCUGGCUGUAAGGAUGGGGGUCCCUCCACCCCCAAGCCAGACAGUGGGGACCAGGGGAAGGGCAAGACUUCUCUGCCCACCUUUCACAGCUCUACCCUCACAUACACUUGGCAUGUCGUACCAACACUAAUACACACACACACACACACACACACACAGAAGCGUCCAACUGUGCAUCAGUUACUCAAAUAUUUAUUGAGCACCUACUCUGUUCAUACAUUCAGGGCUCCUUCUAGGCACUGGGGAUUACAGCAGAGAGCAACGCACACGUAUAUACCUUCCCCGAUGGAGCUGACAUUCUCAGGAGAGAGCGCCUACAUAGUCACUCAAACACGCACACACAUACCCGGACCUAACCAGUCUGAUCCCUGAUUCUGAGCAAGACCUCUGGCCUCUCCCCAUAAGUGAGCGUCCACUUGGUUGAAAUGACUAACUGACUUUUUCCCCUCCCUUCUCAGCCCACUUCCUCUUGCCUAGCCAGGCAAGGACCCUCCAACCCAUCAUGUCCUCAGGCUUCGGGACCACUGGGGGCUCAGAGGGGAGACACAACCUCCUACUUCCUCAGAGGGACCCCUCUUGCCCCCCCCCAGUUCUGGCCACACCCCUUUCUUUCAUAAGGAUCCUCAGUCAACAGAAAAGCCCCUUCUAUCGCUGCUCCUCCCAGACUGCCCAGUAUAAGGCAUUUCUGUCCUCCAUUCACCUGCCCCAAAUUGAAAGCCCAGCCUGCACCCCCUACCCCGGGCUCCCCACAACUGGUGGUCAGAAUUUUAGCCUGUUGGGGCACACCCUCUCUGCCCACCAUAUUUAAGCGGAGCCCCAGCCAGACAGAAAGGCCCCAGGACGUUAUUUUAGUCCCCUUUCCAGGGACCUCGUGGGGGGAGGGACUCUUGGUGCUACAGCCCUCCCUUCCCUUCCCUAAAGGGAACUCUCACCCCCUACACACACCUUUUUCCUGCCUUCACCACAUACUAGUGCUUGACCCUGGAGGGGCGCCCCACGGAAAAGAUGGGGAAGAGCGAACUAGAUGGGGACGAUGCCCCCUUCAGGGUGCUCGCUGGGAUUCCCACACCCAACACCUCUCAUCCCGUGCCUAGGAGGGGGCUGUGAACGUAACAGUGUUCCCACAGAGCAAAUAAAGCCAAGGCUUUGUUCCCUA
This is a messenger RNA of Vicugna pacos (alpaca), 3002 nucleotides long. RefSeq names its product EH domain containing 2 (gene EHD2). Gene Ontology annotation, molecular function: protein binding; calcium ion binding; GTP binding. NCBI's taxonomy places the organism in Eukaryota, Metazoa, Chordata, Mammalia, Artiodactyla, Camelidae. The record is from RefSeq and is a predicted model, not a curated record. Gene Ontology annotation, cellular component: plasma membrane; cytoplasm. Gene Ontology annotation, biological process: endosomal transport; endocytosis.